Messenger RNA from Pararge aegeria (speckled wood butterfly), 2991 nucleotides. It is a transcript of the gene cts, whose product is annotated as putative metabolite transport protein HI_1104. Gene Ontology annotation, cellular component: membrane. The transcript has 11 exons. Bases 241 to 1773 code for a protein of 510 amino acids. Gene Ontology annotation, molecular function: transmembrane transporter activity. Gene Ontology annotation, biological process: transmembrane transport. Lineage: Eukaryota; Metazoa; Arthropoda; Insecta; Lepidoptera; Nymphalidae. The record is from RefSeq and is a predicted model, not a curated record.
ACAACUUAUUGCACGCGCCAACAACCUAGUAGAUACUUUUAAGUAUUUUAGAGGUUGUAUUGUUUUAUACAGGACAAUUUAUAAACUAAGUUGUCCGCUUACUCGAUCGAAGUUCGAAUUUAUCGAAGUCGAGAGCAACGUUUUUAAAUUCCGCGCGUUUUUUUUUAAUUUGGCGGUAUUUAGUUGUGUUGCUAGAGUUGGUGAUUUUAUUGUGACUUGCAAUCUAAGGAAUAAACGAAGAUGUUCCACGGAGGCAUUUUAAGCAAGUUGAAAAACUUCUACAAGUGGUAUGUGCUGGGUUUGGUGUCCGUGGGAUACAUUCUUGGAGAACUGGGACAUUAUCUUAUUGGCACCACAUCGAAGGUAACAGCGGAGGAUCUUCAUUACGGAGACAAAGCGUGUAUGCUGAAUGCGACCCAUCUACAUCUCAGUCAGCUGCCUGUCGUUUGCGAGAAAGUUAACUCCAGUGAUAUCUGCGAGUCCCUUACGCUCAACGGUACAAGAUACUGCGAAUGGGGCUACAAUGGUCUCGGGAUCGACUAUCAAGUCCUCGCAGGGCCUGCCUUUAUGGCGGUGUUUACCGUCGUUGGAGUCAUUUUGGGCAUAGCGGCAGAUAAAUACAACAGAGCUCGAAUUCUCAGUAUAUGCACAUUGAUAUUCGUAGUAGCGAUCCUCUUGAUGGGAACCGUGACAGAGUACUGGCAUCUAGUGAUUCUCCGGAUGGUUAUGGCUGCAGGCGAGUCCGGGUGCAAUCCGCUAGCUACAGGAAUUCUCACAGACCUCUUUCCGGAGCAUCAGAGGGCGUUGGUGUUGUCAAUCUUCAACUGGGGAAUAUAUGGAGGCUAUGGAAUUGCUUUCCCUGUUGGACGGUAUAUUCCGGAAUUAAAUGCUUGGGGACUGAGCUGGCGUCUUUGCUACUAUGCAGCCGGUAUAGUCGGAAUCGUGAUCGCCGUAUUGACAUUCCUGACUCUCCGGGAGCCAGCCAGAAUUACCAUCGGAGAAGAAGGCGCUGGCAACACCAAAGGUGGAGAUUCAACCUUGGAAUCUGGCAAGAAAAUGCCUCAAGUAACCAUCUGGCACGUGAUCGCGCAGCCCAGGAUUAUACUGUUAUGCAUUGCUGCCUCAAUGAGACAUUGUGGUGGUAUGUGCUUCGCGUACAACGCUGACUUGUACUACCGUGACUACUUCCCCGAUGUUGAUCUGGGCUGGUGGUUGUUCGCUGUGACCGUCGGUAUCGGCUCUGUAGGGGUGGUCGUUGGAGGUGUUAUUUCAGAUAAAAUCGUGGCAAAGAUGGGUAUCAGGUCGAGAGUACUAGUCCUCGCUUUAUCGCAGCUGAUUUCCACCUUACCUGCUUUCGGUUCAGUCAUCUUUGGACCACUGUGGGCCAUGAUAACACUCGCUUUUUCAUACUUCUUCGCUGAGAUGUGGUUCGGAAUAGUAUUCGCCAUCCUAGUAGAAAUAGUGCCAUUAUCCGUCCGUUCGACCACGGUUGGAGUGUUCCUCUUCGUGAUGAACAACGUCGGUGGAAACUUGCCCAUCCUAGUGGACCCUGUCUCUAAGGCUAUCGGCUAUAGAGAAGCCAUCAUGAUCUUUUACGCUGGCUUCUAUGGGAUCAGUAGCAUCUUGUUCUUCCUCACUAUGUUCCUAAUGGACGGUCCAGUGGAGAAGCAACCAGAGACAACCGAUAAGCCCAGUGGUCUGGACAACCGCGCCUUUACACAGGAUGAACUCCCCGUCAGGAACGGAAGGGCUAAUGAUAACAGCAGACUAUAGGAAACCAGUAUUGAGGAAGUAGACUAUGGACCAAAGUGAAUGAUAAAAGCAUCGAGCUUUAUUAUCAAAGGAGACGUGGAAAUAAUGAAUAAUUAUAAUGGCUUUUCUAUGGCUUGCGCAUAUAAAUAGCUUUAAACAUACAUGCCCUUGUCUUUUUAAUAGAAUGUCAUGCGCCAUUUUAUAAUUCGUUAAUUUAAAAUUUCGAAUACUUAAUUUGAAUCUCCCACGCUGUUUAAUCAUGACAACCUACAUACUAUAAUUAAAUUAUACUUACUUACCUAAUUUAUUUUAAUGAGCAUAUGUGGACGUAAUAAAUAUAUUUUUUAAAGUACAUUCCUAUGCACAUUCCCGUGAGAAUUGGCGUAGCGUGAGGCAUAAGCCUCAGUUAUGGCACGCGUUGCUAUGUCAGAAUUCGCUGCCCGUGACUUUCAUAGCUUGUAAACGACGGAGUCAGCACAGCACACAAAUAUUGUGUGCCCGUCAACACAACACAACACAAUCUCUGAGAUAUUUUUUAAAAUUCCGUUACUUAAUACGGCUUAGUAGAGUACGGUUUCGCAAGUACCAUGCAUGCAUUAGUAUAUGGAGUAGUGCCUACAAUGUUUGAUAACUUACGGAGGUCGCAUGCAUUGGCUGGACGGACUUUUGUUUUCCGAAAUGUCAUCCCCUGAAACCUGCGGCGGGAACAUGUUCCCUACAUCCGGCUUCAUCCGGUUACAUAACCAAUAUCAAUUAAGUAUAACUAAAAAUAAUCUGUUAUAUAAAAUAAAUAAUCAGCUUUAAAAUCCGUCAAUCAUAACUAUAUAAUCUGGAAAAUCCCCAAAGCAACAACAAAUAUUAACGUUGGAAAACGUUGUAAAACAAAAACAGCACUUCCAUUUAUUAUAACUACUAAUCGGUAAUUAGUAGGUAAUCAUUUACUUAUAUGUAGUUAGUAAUGAUUUACUUAUGUGUGUACCUACUUAAAGAAAAACCAGGAAGGAUUUUUUGCUUGCGCGUUAAAAAGUUUUAAACGGCGCUUUGAUAUCUGUCAGUUUUUAGUAUACAGAUGCGAGAAUUGCAUUAAGAUCAGAAUGCAUUAAGACAAGUUCCUGAAUUGUUCUAUUUGUUUUGUUAGUUAAGUAGAAAAAAUAAAGGAGCGAAUUUUAAAUCUCAACAGUUUAUUUAUGAUUCAAUAAUUUUUCAUAUUUUACUCGGAAUACCUGCCCAACACUAAUA